AUGAUGAUGACGUGCCGUCUGCUGUGCGCCCUGUUGGUGCUUGCCCUGUGCUGCUGCCCGUCUGUGUGCGCGGUAGUGUCUACUCAGCCUGAAGUCAAAGCUGCUGUCGCCACCAGUCCACAGUCCCCUUCAUCGGUGACACUAACACAGGGAAAAGGUCAGUCAGGGUUGUUAGGUAAUGGGUCCGAUGCGGAUCUGGGAAUUACUGCAGUAGAGGGACCAGCCCCGACCGCUGCAGGUCCGGAAUCAGGUGACGUGUCUAACACGUCACAAAAUCAUGGUUCUGACGGUACUCCAGGACCAGAAAUCGGCACAAGACAAUCCACAGAAGAAGCAAGUCAGGAAGCCGAAGAUCCUGCCGAGACGACCACGACAACCACCACAACACAGGCACCAACUACGAAUACAGAGGCGCCAACAACGAUGACCACCACCCACGCACCGUCACGUCUUCGCGAAGUUGACGGCAGCCUCAGCAGCUCUGCGUGGGUGUGUGCCCCGCUGCUGCUCGCCGCAUCCGCGCUGGCCUACACCACCCUGGGCUGA
Messenger RNA from Trypanosoma cruzi, 546 nucleotides. Its product is annotated as mucin TcMUCII, putative. The transcript has a single exon. NCBI's taxonomy places the organism in Eukaryota, Euglenozoa, Kinetoplastea, Trypanosomatida, Trypanosomatidae. The coding region runs from base 1 to 546 and encodes 181 amino acids. The record is from RefSeq and is a predicted model, not a curated record.